UAGAGGAGGAGGGUGAACCAAACUGAGCCGGGGUUGAAGGGUCUUGGGGGUAGCAUCACUUUCGAAAGUUUGUCUCGGUAAUUUCCUGGAGUCUCCAAACCACCGACCGGUCUGGUUUGUUUACAUUGUGUGGCCCAGGCGUGUAUGCGUUGUAUCAGCCAUUUACGAGACAACGCGCUCCAGCUCUGUUGGCUGGUGUUUAGAGACCCGGUUCAGUAAAUAGAAUGUUACCGAGCCGGGUUGGAUCGGCACCAUCUGGAAACGGGUCAGCGUCAGGCAGAGGUACCACAGGACACGGUUCGGGGGUUGUCGGGAUCCGUCCCGUUUUGGUCAGAGCAGGGCAAGCUUUACCGGGGGUCAGCGAGAGUGCCGGUGCUGCCGGGCGACAGGGGGAAAGAGACGCCGUCGGGAUGCUGGGGGCUAAUGGUCCAGGGGGUCCGAGAGGCGCGAGACCAGGGAACGGGACUGGUGUGACCCCUCUACAGACCGCCGUCCAGGGCAACAUGGUGGUGGGGUUGAACACGGGAGUUGUGUUGCCUCACGGAGCCAGGUUCGACCCGGACAGAGAGGGUGCUCCUCUGUGCAGCGGCUCGGAUAAUGACUCGGACUCCGGAGAUGAUGAUGACCCAGUGGGUUCACUUGGGGACAGCAGGAGAGGGGUGAAGCGGGAGAGAGGGGAGAUGGAGGCUGCGGUGACGGGGCAGGAGGUGGGGAUUCCUCCCGGAGGUUACGGCAUGGUGCCCGGAGGGGUCGCCGGGGCAAAGCCGGGGAAGAAAACACGUGGGCGCGUAAAGAUAAAGAUGGAAUUUAUUGACAACAAGUUGAGACGGUACACCACUUUCAGCAAGAGGAAGACUGGUAUUAUGAAAAAGAUCAUUUCCAUCUGGUGCUCCCAGCAGGCCAAAACAAACGCUAAGAAAUUAUUUUCAGAGGCCAUCUGA
Epinephelus lanceolatus (giant grouper) is the source of this 941-nucleotide messenger RNA. Lineage: Eukaryota; Metazoa; Chordata; Actinopteri; Perciformes; Serranidae. The record is from RefSeq and is a predicted model, not a curated record.